Messenger RNA from Bicyclus anynana (squinting bush brown), 3626 nucleotides. RefSeq lists its product as uncharacterized. The transcript has a single exon. The record is from RefSeq and is a predicted model, not a curated record. NCBI's taxonomy places the organism in Eukaryota, Metazoa, Arthropoda, Insecta, Lepidoptera, Nymphalidae. Bases 2476 to 3516 code for a protein of 346 amino acids.
UUGUUGAACCUACUUCUUAUUCAAAACACAAUCUUAGUAGUUAUUAUUUGUGUUAUGCUAUCUGAAAAACACUUUAAGUUCAGAGUGUUUUUCAGAUACGGGUACGGUGACAGUCGAAUGUAUGACGCUCAUAAUAUGUACUAUUAUCAUGAAUCGCAGCAAACUUUCUACAUGAAACGAACUGUAGUAUUUAUCCAUCCACGGCCCCCACACGCCCUUAAGAAGUUCUCAACUAUACACCUACACUCUUUUUUUAAUUUUUGUAAUACGGGUGAAUUAUCUACCCACAAAGUAGUACCUACAUAUUAUACUCCCCUGUGACGGUGGUUUUGAUUUGAUUUCUACCUGGAACCUGGCCGAAAAUGAUUGUUGAUUAAAACUCAUACACUUACUAUAGUCAGCUUUAAUUCUAUAUCACCAUGUCAUCAAUAAAUACAGUAAGAGCUCCUUAUAUGCGCUGCCUUUAUUUGCAUUUUCACUAUUUACAGAUUGAAAAAAUUGUGACCCUAUUCCUUUAUUCCCGGCUAAAUAUUUUGUUAUUUGCAGAUCUAACUCCUGAAAGUGAUAUAUCUGCAAAUUUAAAAGUUAACUUGCAAGUUUUGCCAAAAUUGCGAAUGUAAUAAAAAAAUUGUAUGGUUCAGUGAAUGUGACGUAGGAAAAAGAGGAAAAUUAAUAAUGCCACUGCUGAAUAUCAGUCUGAAAAAAUACUUUAGCAAGUUUGUUGUUAAAUUGUGUAAAAGUGACGUUACAAGUAGUUUACACUUUAUUUGUUUUUUAUUUUGUCACCUAAGAAUGUAUCUAUACAUUGUUAUUUUUUAUAUUAGGACCUUGGAUAAGUUCCUGCUGUUUUUUGAUAAAACAAAUGCUUUAUUAAAAGGCUAAGGUAUUAUAAUAUUAAUUAACUGAAAGUAUUUUUUACCACUAGAGAGCAGUCUUUUAAGCAGCAUAUGAAUUUCAGAACCUAUUCAUCAUUUGAGGGUUUCUAUGAAUCAACCCACUUUUGGGUUUGUAUGAAUAGGGACCGGAAUAUGUAUUUCAUUGGAAAGUGAGAUGUCUUGUGAAUUCCAAGGGUAGAAUUUGCCCAUUUUGGCGUUUUCAGUUAGCAUUUAGCAAGUAAGCUAACAUUUGGCCUAGCAUUGUCAUAACAAAGUUUCUUUGCCAUGUUUCUGCUUUAAUGGUCUUUCUUUUAAUGUUGGACUUAAAAGUCAAUUAAAGUUGUUACUGAAUUCUUGUAAUUAUAGUCCGUUCAGUUUUGAGCAGCUUUUAAUCAAUAAUACCCUGCUGAUCCCAUCACAUGUAGAGAAGAAGUUACAAAACAUUACUUACUUGGUUUUGCUAACCAUGUUGACACAAAUCCCGGCUUAACCUUGUAAUUUUCUGUAAUUAAUUGUUGUAGUAUAUCAACUUUUCAACAAACUGUCGAGUUUUCAACUAUAAGGGUAAAAGCAAUAAUUUCUCUAUAAUUAUAUAUCUAUAUAUCUAGGAUGUUUAUAUAUAUCAUUAAUUUAAUUCUUAAUGUUAUAAUAUACUAUCAUAAAACAGACACAACAAGUAUUAUUGUGUGAACUGUUCUGACAAUUAUUAGAUAAUAACAUUUCUGGAGUGGAGUUUUAUUAAUAUUAUUCAUCAUCAUUAUCAGGCUAUUUUUACGGCCCAUUACAGGCCAGCUAGCUCCAUAGGAGAGACCUUAUGGAACUUAAACUGUCUUAAGUACAUACAUAUAUGUUGUUGAAGAUUAUUGAUGGUGUUAUAGUUAUUAUAUAUUUUGCUUUAAGAUGGGUGUGCAGUUACCGAUAACAUUACUGGGAUCAAAUCUCCAAGAGAAACAUCGUUACCUGAAUGACUUGGUUAAUGAGACUUACGAAAGAAAUGUCCCUUUUCAAGACAUCAUAAUUCAACCAGAAACUUCACCUAUUGAUUGAAUUUUCAAAAUAGAUCUUGCUUCAAAACAUAGAAACAUUGAAUACAUAAUAGAUAAUCUUAAAAACAAUGAUAUGUUGUAUGUCAGUAGAUCAUUAAAAUGUCUUUGGAUUUUAGAAAACCAAUAUAGUGACGUCGUUAAAUCAUUGCAUCUUGAGAGUACUUUAUAUCCAGAAAUGAUCCAACCAGCUGUCAAUAAAAUGAAGCGUUUUAUACAGUUAAAUUUAAAAGAUAAAGAAAGGUGCCAGAUGUUUUAUAACUAUUAUAUAGAUCUAACUUUGAGGAUGCAUUUAACUUUUUCUGGCACUGUUCCAGUCAAUUUAUAACAAAUGAAUUUCCAAAUGUAAUGGAUAAAUUGUCAUUCAAACAGUUGAAAAUAGUUUUUGAUGUCUGUCCUUCAGCAUGCAAACUUUACUUUGAGAUUUUACCUAACAACCUUGCUGCACUAUCAAAAGUGUAUUGAAGAGUGAUGGCAAUGUGUUUUUAGAUAUUGUUGAAAAAUAUUUCCACUCAAACUUAUUUGAUGCAUUCAGUCCAUCAAUUACAGAGUAUAUAAUGAAAAAUUACAGAAUUAGAUUUGAUGCUAAGAGUGAAUUAUAUGUAGCUUAUGUACUUUACAUGAAAACUAUUGCAGCUAACUUGACUGGUGAACAAGCCAAAGAACUUGUUCUGAAACUUGCCAGAGCUGAGUAUUUGGAAAAUUGGUUUACAUACAAGAAGGUUGAACCAUUAAUAAAACGCUUGAAAUCAGAGGAAAGGUCUUCUUUUAAAAAGCAAGUGUUUGUUGAUAAAGCGAUUGAUUGUAAAGUCAAAGACUGGCCAUACCCAUUACCUAAACCAUUAGUUCUAAAAGUCGAGGAUAAAGCCCAUGUAUUUAAAGACAUACAGCGUGAGCCAUGUAAAUACGAAAUCGAAUACCUUACGAAUCAUUACUUCGGUGCUGGCAUGCUCAAACCACAAGUAAUGGAAAAAUGUGAUUUGUUCGCUCAUGAGUACAAUUUAGUUUGUGACUAUGCAGCUACUUGUGACCCAUGGAAAUCUCCAUUGAACCAGUUGUUCAACCGUUAUCGUUUUAUAGGUUUUGAACAAACAUUUGUACACAAUAAAAAUUUGUUAGCUGAAAGCACUACUGAAGGUCGACUCAAUAUUAUGCUAGUUCUUGUCAGCAAAAGCGGAGGAGUUCCAGAACAAGUAGAGAAAUUUCUAAAGCUAAUGGUAGAAAGACAUAAGAAUGAACCAACCACGCUACGGGCUGCAGUUAUUAGAUCUCUCGUAAAACGUGGUUCUGCCUGGCGUUUGCCUGAAAAUGUCUGGUCGUUAGUGCUACAAUUUGGCGUUGACAUAGGUCUCGAUGGAGCUGAAACAGACCCAACAUGCCGCGAAGGCCUUCAUGCUGUUGUCUUACGUCACUUAUUAGCUGAUGUCCAAAUAUCACCUGCUUUACUUACUGGCUUUCUCCGUCAAUUCUCUACAUUUACCGAAUACAAAUUAAAUCUUGAAGAAAAGAAGUUAGUCGCUAAACGUUUACCUCCGCUUAUACUGUCUUCAGAUGCGAAUGCAUUUUUGACACACUUGUCCAAUAUAAAGUUAAUUUAAAAGAAAUACCUAAUGCAAUAACAGCUCUACUAAAAGCGGCAAAAACCGAUUCAAAUCUAGUCUCACGAUUAUACAAAGCGAGAAUAUUGAGGCGUGAGCUUUUUAUUGAA